This is a messenger RNA of Xenopus laevis (African clawed frog), 1846 nucleotides long. It is a transcript of the gene supt3h.L, whose product is annotated as SPT3 homolog, SAGA and STAGA complex component L homeolog. Gene Ontology annotation, molecular function: transcription coactivator activity; protein heterodimerization activity. The record is from RefSeq and is a predicted model, not a curated record. NCBI's taxonomy places the organism in Eukaryota, Metazoa, Chordata, Amphibia, Anura, Pipidae. The transcript is spliced from 12 exons. The coding region runs from base 181 to 1311 and encodes 376 amino acids. Gene Ontology annotation, biological process: positive regulation of DNA-templated transcription; regulation of transcription by RNA polymerase II; transcription by RNA polymerase II. Gene Ontology annotation, cellular component: nucleus; SAGA complex.
UACUUAAUAAGGGAAUGCAGUAUUGGCGGCGCUGAUUGUUGAGGGCAGAUCGUGUGUGCCCAUAUGGACAGUGUGCUGCGGGGGGUUUAUCCCACAUUACUCGGGCAGUGAACCGGGCUGAGGGCAGUUAAGUGCCGAGGGAUAUUGGAGGCAGGCUAAUCUCUAUCUUUUCUUGCCAAGAUGAGCCUCGGCGUUGCAGGGCCCAACAUAAUGGCAUUGGCCGGCACAUCAUCAUCAUCUGGAAGAGGAAUAGGGAAGAUGACCAGCUUUGUUCCCGAGCUCCAGAGCAUGAUGUUCUCCUUGGGUGAUGCCCGCCGCCCGUUACAUGAAACCGCUGUCCUGGUGGAAGAUAUUGUUCACACACAGCUUAUCAAUAUGUUGCAGCAGGCAGCCGAAGUGUCCCAGAUGAGGGGUGCGCGGGUCAUUUCCGCUGAAGAUCUCCUUUUCCUCAUGCGUCGGGAUAAGAAGAAAUUACGGAGGUUGCUGAAAUACAUGGUCUUCCGUGACUACAAGUCCAAGAUCUUGAAAGGAAUAGAAGAAGAUGACGUUGAAGAGAAAUUCAACAGCAACAACAAUUCCAACAAACGGCAAAAGCUGGCGCAAGACUUUCUCAUCUCCAUCGACCAGACAGGAGAGCUUCUAGCCCUGAUGGAAGAUGAUGAGGUUGAUGACGUUAAACAGGAACGGAUGGAGAGAGCAGAGAAACAAACCCGAGGGAUGGACUCAACACAAUAUGCUGAAUUCUGUGAGAGCCGGCAGCUGAGCUUCUCUAAAAAGGCCUCUAAGUUCCGAGACUGGCUCGACUGCAGCAGCAUGGAGAUCAAGCCCAAUGCUGUAGCCAUGGAGAUCUUGGCUUACUUGGCCUAUGAGUCUGUAGCCCAGUUAGUGGAUCUGGCCCUUUUGGUUAAACAAGAUAUGGCUCCCAAGACUUGUGACCCAUUCACACAUGCAAUGUCCGCUGCCUACAUUCAGAGCCGCAAUACAGCUGAGUUGCUUGCUCAGACAGCACCACUGAAGAGUAACCCGGACACGCCAGAGAAUACACCGCCAGCCACCCCCAACCCUCCCUCUGUUGUAGCUCAGCACCAGGGUAAGGGCCUAGCUGGAGCUCUUGGAAAUGGUGUAGACUCCAAAACCAAGCAGAGGAAAAGAAAAAAGAGUGCAGCUGCUGGUGGGAUCGAGGCAAACAGUGAUGCCAUCCAGCCCAGCCACAUCAGAGAGGCGAUCCGGCGCUACAGCCACAAGAUUGGCCCGCUCUCCCCAUUCACGAGCGCUUACCGCAGGACCGGGAUGCCUUUUUUAGCCUGUUAAUAUGGAUGUUGCAGAAGAAACAGGAGGGUUAUAUUAAGGUGGUCUCUUCCUCGGUCAAAAAAAGAAAAAAAGGGAAGGAAGGAGAAGUUAGCGUCUGUGCUUCUCGUCGGUGGAAUUGUUUGUUGUGACUAUAGACUGACUGUAUGUCUCGUUUUCCAACCCCCUCAGUCGUUACUUGUUUACUGGCCGGAACGUUGAGCCAAUUAAUGGCAGGAUGUUUGGGACGGUGCGUAGGUGGAGGAGGCACAUCACACAGCUUUGUCACUGCCGAUGAGAGGAUGACUGUCAGCCCACAAGUCCAAACUGCCCCGUCAUCUCUUCUGAGCUGGGUGGAGACCUUUUUUCUUCUGUCUCUUCUCAGCUGGGAUCAAGGAAAAUUAUACAGGGUUAUUUUCGUCACCCUGUACAAACAAAUACUUCUUUUUCCACAUUUUUUUUUCUAAUCAUGCAGUUUUUUUUUUGUGUUCAUUGUUAUUGCCGCAGUUUGAUAUAUAAAUGUUCCUUUUAUUUUGCAUUAAACAUUAAUCAAUAAAAA